This is a messenger RNA of Prorocentrum cordatum, 840 nucleotides long. Lineage: Eukaryota; Dinophyceae; Prorocentrales; Prorocentraceae. The record is from the annotation of a GenBank genome assembly.
AUGUUCGAGCAGGACUACCUGAACGACGACGAGGCCUCUGCGGACGAGCGCGGCCGGUCGCCGAGGGGUGCCGGCUCUGCCGCACGCUUUGUGGCGGAGCGCGCGGAGCACCGCAUGGACCGCGGGCACGACAUCUUCGGACCCUCGCGGCGGGGGCGGACGAGCCGCGGCCCCUUCGGCGGCGAGGCCUUCGGGUCGGCGCCGAAGGAGCGGGACCUCGACCUGCUAGACCGCAGCAGCCUCGGCGGCGGUGUGCCACGGGAGCGCGUCGUCGAGCUUCGCGACUACUCCUCCAAGGCGGUCGUGCACAGCUUCUGCGAGCGGGAGCGCACCCGCGCGGGGGAUCCGAUGGCCGACUUGGAGAGGUUCGAGCAGACGCUGGGCGGCGCGGGGGCCGCGGGGCGGCGCGCGAGCGGCGGCGGCAAGGCUGGGGAGAUGAGCGCCGCCCACGAGGCGCGGGAGGCGGCGCUGCUCAGCGGGCGGGCGCAGAAGGCCGCAGGCUUGAAGGGGGAGCCCGCCUCGCGCGAGGUCGGGGGCGCGGCCUGCGAGAAGGACGAUAUCGCCAAAGCUGCCAAACUAGUUGGGCUCGUGGGCGCGAAGGGCAGUGGCCAGGGCCCCGAGAGCAGCAGCUCCAGCAGCAGUUCCUCCAAGAAGAGGAAAAAGAAAAAGAAGAAGAAGGCCAAGAAGGAGAAGAAAAAGGACAAGAAGAAGAAUAAGGAGAAGAAGCGCCAGAAGAAAGACCAGCAAAAGGCCAAGACGGAUGCGAAACAGCCCAAUCACGAUGCAGAGGUGCAUGGCAGAAAACGUAUUCGUGACACAUCCGGCACAGACAAUUCUUGA